This is a messenger RNA of Desarmillaria tabescens, 1542 nucleotides long. RefSeq names its product glycoside hydrolase family 18 protein. NCBI's taxonomy places the organism in Eukaryota, Fungi, Basidiomycota, Agaricomycetes, Agaricales, Physalacriaceae. Gene Ontology annotation, biological process: carbohydrate metabolic process; chitin catabolic process. Gene Ontology annotation, molecular function: chitinase activity; phosphatidylinositol binding; chitin binding. The record is from RefSeq and is a predicted model, not a curated record. The coding region runs from base 1 to 1542 and encodes 513 amino acids. Gene Ontology annotation, cellular component: extracellular region. The transcript is spliced from 11 exons.
AUGUCUUCCAUCGCUAGCGUCUUCAUCGACAAGCAUACCACGUCUUCUACUCCCGACCUGCACAUUUUGUACGCCGUCGAGGUAGGCCUGGACGAUGGAACUAAGUACGAGGUGCUCAGGAGGUAUUCAGAGUUUGUUGCCUUGCACGACGCUCUGGGCGAUCCGUACUCUUUGCCUCCCAAGAACAGCGUGUUUAACGCCAUCAUUCCGUCAGCCUGGGUCGACGACGAGCUCAUCGCCCAACGCAAGGAUGGAUUAUUGGCGUAUUUGAACUCUCUCCUUCGUUCUUCUCGAUACCAGGUGUCAUCCAAGCUACUCGCCUUUCUCAACCCCAACCACAUCACCGACGUCCAGGGAUUUGACGACGAAAUCACUCCUUCGAUGAUAUGCAAGGCCAAUCUUACCAUCAAAGCACCAGUUUCGAGGCUCGCCAGUCCUAUUGCAGCUGCUUACUACCCAGAUUGGUCUACUUGGAGCAACCCGCCUAGCCAGAUCGACUUUUCCAAGUUCGAUAUACUAUUCUUUGCAUUCGUCGUUCCAAAUUCAUCCUCGAUUAUCAACUGGGAUGAUGGUAGCCAGGACACACUCCGAACCCUUGUAUCUGCUGCUCGCCAAAGCGGACGUGGGACUAAGAUUGUCUUGUCCAUAGGUGGCUGGGGCGGCAGUUACUGGUUCUCAAAUUCCAUGAGCAAUGCGACCAAUCGUACAAAGCUUAUCAACGCUUUGGUGGGUGCCGUAAAUUCCUUCGGGUUAGACGGCAUUGAUAUCGACUGGGAGUAUCCGAAUUCUCCAGGCUCCGGCAAUCCGUAUUCUUGGGCGGAUGCGGCAAAUUUUCUGUCGUUCCUCAAGUCUUUACGUGCAGCCUUGGGCUGGUCGAAAAUCAUCAGUGCCGCUGUCGCUCACCAUCCUUGGCUUGGCCCCAGUGGCGCUCCUUUGUCUAACGUAUCAGACUACGCAGCUCAGAUGUCAUAUAUCAACAUCAUGAACUACGAUGUUAAUGGAGCAUCGGCUAACCCUGGACCCAAUGCACCCCUCGGGAACCCCUGUGGUAGCUCUAGCCAGCCGGAGGCUAACGCCCAGGCUGCUCUUUCGCAAUGGAAGAAAGCUGGCUUUCCGGCGUCAAAGAUGCUACUGGGAUUGGCUCUUUAUGGAUACGUCUCAAAGAGUACAGCUACAAGACUCUCGAAUAGCUACGCCCCUGCGGCAGACCCACAUGAGCAUGCGCCGCUUGUCGAGCGUGCUGACGCUGUGGCUGGUGAUCUCAGCCAAUGGUGGGGAUCCCAGGUGGCGUUUAAGCAGCUGUCGAACGGAACGUACGGCGGUGCCAACGGAUUCACUAUGGGAUGGGAUGACUGCAGUGAUACUCCAUUCUUGUACAGCACGGCAAAGACUACCGUUGUUUCUUACGACGAUACUUAUAGUCUUGCGGACAAGGCCAAAUUUGCGAAUCAGUCAGGGAUGGCGGGAUGUUUUACGUGGUCUUUGGAUCAGGACGAUGGAUACUCGUUGCAAGACGUUAUUCGGUCGAACCUGGGCAAGUAA